This is a messenger RNA of Trematomus bernacchii (emerald rockcod), 1985 nucleotides long. Its product is annotated as 5-hydroxytryptamine receptor 3A-like. The transcript has 10 exons. The coding region runs from base 50 to 1420 and encodes 456 amino acids. Gene Ontology annotation, molecular function: transmembrane signaling receptor activity; extracellular ligand-gated monoatomic ion channel activity; neurotransmitter receptor activity. The record is from RefSeq and is a predicted model, not a curated record. NCBI's taxonomy places the organism in Eukaryota, Metazoa, Chordata, Actinopteri, Perciformes, Nototheniidae. Gene Ontology annotation, biological process: signal transduction; nervous system process; monoatomic ion transmembrane transport. Gene Ontology annotation, cellular component: synapse; neuron projection; membrane.
UGCUCAAAGUCUCUGGUCUCACAGCAGGAGCACACACACGGCUGCAGACAUGAUGCACGUUGCUUUUCUCCUCCUGAUCGUCUUCACAGGCGGGUCCUCCUCUGAGAAAGUGUGCAGUUACCAGGAUGUAGUGGACUACCUGAACCUGACCACCAAUAGCGGCGUGUAUAAACUGACCCGGCCCGUGCUGAACUACAAACACCCCACCGUGGUGCAGCUGGACGUCAUCCUCUACGCCAUCCUGGCUGUGAUUGAGAAAACACAAACUUUUAUUCCUUUCGUCUGGGCAACAAUGACGUGGAACAAUGAACGCAUCAAAUGGGACCCCGAUCAGUUUUGUGGAAUAAAUUCGAUUUCAGUUCCAAGAGAAAUGCUCUGGACGCCAGACCUGUUCAUCUAUGAGAUGAUACAGAAGGAUGACUCCCCUCUGAAUCCGUACCUGCACGUGUUGAACGACGGGACAGUCACCUCUGAAGAGGACCUGAGGGUGGUCAGCACCUGCAGGAUGGACGUCCAUAAGUUCCCCUUCGACACACAGAAGUGCAACAUCUCCAUUGGGUCUGCGAUACACUGCGUUGAUGAGCUCCGUAUCCUCCCUUUCUCCGACGCGUCUCGAGCCACCCAGUUUUCCCGAGAGGUGAUAAAGUCUCAGGGGGAGUGGGAGUUCCUCCAUCUGUCCAUCUCCAGCAACAACUUCACCUUCGGCAAUAGACAGUGGGAACAGCUCAUAUACACUUUCUCCAUGAAGAGGAGGCCCCUCCUCCAUGUCAUCAACUUCCUGUUACCCAUCCUGUUCUUCCUGAGUCUGGACAUCGCCUCCUUCUUCAUAGCAGACCAUCGAGGAGAGAAGCUGGGCUUCAAAGUGACCGUGCUGCUGGCCAUCUCCGUCCUGCUGCUCAUCCUGAAUGACAUCCUUCCCUCCAUGUCCGACAAGACUCCUCUCAUAUCGACCUACUGCAUUGUGAUUUUUGCUAUGAUGCUGCUCAGCCUGCUGGAGACGAUUUUGGUAACGUAUCUCAUGGAGAAAGACUCUGCUUCCCACGAGAAGCUCAGGCUGAAGAACAACUUGGAGGAACAACAGGAGAAAGUCAAUAACUGUAACACAGAGGAGAAAAGAGAAAACUGCUGUCCAUGCAUCUGCAAAGUGUCUGACAGUGAGAAACAACAUGAGCUGCUGCCGGUGGCUGAAGUGGUUAACAACAGCAUUCAGUGGCGAGAGUCUCACGUGUUGCUGCUGAUCCUGGAGGAGCUGAAGGAGCUGCAGCUCACUCUGAAUCUACACCUGAACUGCAGACACCAAGCAGGGAAGUGCAGCCAAUGGGCGGCAAGAAUCAACAAAGCUUUCUUCAUUUUCUAUCUCACCGCUGUGUCACUGUUUCUAGCCCUCAUCUUCAUCGAGUGGAACACACAUGGAAAAUAAUACUUUGUAAUACCAUAGGUUUCUGUGUUUUACCCUUAUUUCCACAAUUGUCGUGCUCUUAUAAAAUCACACAUUGUGUAUUUAUAGUAUCGCUUUGUCAAAUCUAUUUUAUGUAGUUCAAAUUAGAUGACUUUUCCCACUUUGAAAGUAAAGUUACAUAAUUCUGUAAAUGUGUCUUGCAAAGAAUUAUACUGUUGUUAAAAGCUUAAUACAUGUUUACCAGUUGCCCAUGUUUAAGGCAUGGACUUUGAAUAGGGCUGUGAAAGUAAAAUCUACAUUUUUGAAUUUCGAUUCGAACAAUGGCUGCUUUAAACCUUCUGGAAUCAUAAGCUGUGUCUCAAUUUGGAUACAUUUAUAACUUGCUUCAUUCACUGGUAGCUCAUUAUAAAUGCACCAUCAUAGUGCACUGCAUUUUGCCAGCAAAUGUCAGUACAUACAGUAUAUGUGCAAAUUGAGACUCAGCAUUGGACAAUGAAAUAUCAAUUUGUAAGCUACAAUGGAUGUUUAUUAGGACCUGUAAAUGUCUUAAAAUGGAAAGAAUAAAGUAAUUGAAUGUGAAUCCACA